Molecule: messenger RNA, 6100 nt
Organism: Melanotaenia boesemani (Boeseman's rainbowfish)
Lineage: Eukaryota; Metazoa; Chordata; Actinopteri; Atheriniformes; Melanotaeniidae
Gene: baz1a
Product: bromodomain adjacent to zinc finger domain, 1A
Exons: 30
Coding region: 172-4509 (1445 amino acids)
Biological process (GO): chromatin remodeling
Molecular function (GO): protein binding
Source: RefSeq, a predicted model, not a curated record
GCGUGAGUCCGUGAAGUGGAUGAAAACUUCGUCAACAAGCCGCCAGUGAGCCGAUUUGGCCCGGACUUGUUCCUCGUUUAGAAUUGCCGGUUUACGCUGUACCAUUACAACUUGGUAAAGAUCUCCAGGAACAAAAUUGUGCUGUACUACAAGUGGAAGCGGAGCUAAAAUAUGCCGCUACUCCACAGAAAAGCCUUCAUCCGACAGAAACCACCGGCGGACCUGCGGCCGGAUGAAGAAGUGUUUCUUUGUAAAAUCACACACGAAAUCUUCAGGACCUACGAUGAGUUCUUUGAGAGGACCAUCCUCUGUAACAGUUUGGUGUGGAGCUGUGCCUUGACGGGGCGAGCGGGCCUCACUUACCUGGAGGCUGUAGAGAGUGAGCAGCGAGCGAAGCAGAGUCUCCAGACCUUCCCACAGUCCCUGGUGGUCCCCCUGCUCCACCUGGCUUCUCUGAGCCACCGCACAAGGUUGACGGAGCUCUGCGAGGACGUCUACACCUUCGUCAAAGACCGCUUCUUCCCCGGGGAGGUGGUGGACGUCAGUAGACGCAAUGGAGCCAGGUACGUGUGUGAGAUCCUGCAGGUGAUCUCGCCUCUCUCCAGUGCUAAUGGCGCGCAGUUUGCUAAUGGCCACACCGGUCCUGCUGCCGUGGACGCCAUCGUCAUCAGUGACAGCGACGAUGAAAGUGACACCUUUGAAAGUCCCACAUCUCAGGCCAAAGGGAGAAAGAAACCUCUGAGUCCAUCAGUGUUUAAAUACAAAGUGAGGAUGAUGAAGGGCGAACAAAGCGAGCCGUUCACUGUCAAAGCCAAUCAGAUCAGUCGUAGGAAAUCCACUCUGUCAAGAGAGAGACUGAAGCUACUCUUCAAACAGCACUGUGAGCCUCAGAAAGGGAUUGUUAUACUCAAGCCCGCCACCGUGAAGAAGUACCGGCUGACUGAGCAGACUUUCUCUCAGUUCUUCCCUGAUGAGCCGCCCCUAUUCCCCUUCAGCCCCCCUUCUAAUGGAGAAGGACGCUGCUCACCUGGACAGUCGGGUCCACUGGCUGCGAUGGAGAAGCUGAAGCUGCUGCAAAAGAGAGAAGAAAUGGUAGCUGCAGCUCAGGACAAAGCUCGACUGAAGAGGGAAAAGGAGGAGGCCCAGGAGGCCAAGAGGAGGGAGAGGGAGGACAAGGACAAGAUGAAGGAGGAGCAGAGGCGACGCUUUGAGGAAGAGAAGCAGAAGAAGAGAGAAGAGAAGGAGCGCCGGAAGCUGGAGAAAGACAGGGAACGAGAGAAGCUAAAAGAGGAGAAAAAGAAGUAUGCUGAACGACUGAAGCUGUGGAACAAACCCAGAGAAGACAUGGAGUGUGAAGACCUGAAGGAUCUACCCAGUCCAGUUCCAGUGAGAACUCGUCUUCCACCAGAGCUCUUUGGAGAAGCGCUCAUGGUCCUUGAGUUCCUACAGGCAUUUGGUGAGGCCUUCGACCUCAAGGAUGAGUUCCCUGAAGGUGUCACUCUGGAGGUUCUGGAGGAGGCUCUGGUAGGUUCUGAUCCUGAAGGUCCUCUCUGUGAGCUGCUCUUCUUCUUUUUGACGGCCAUCUUUCAGGCCCUGGAUGAAGAACAAGAAGAGGUGGCCAAAGAUCAAGCUGGAGACCUGUGGGAGUCACUGGAUGAUGACUCGGAUGCAACGCGCUCAGCUCUGAGCGCCGUCGCCUCAUUGGCUGCAGCCUGGCCUCAGCUCCAUCAGGGGUGUAGUCUCAAACAGUUGGACCUUGACAGCUGCACACUGUCAGAAAUCCUGCGCCUGCACAUCCUAGGGUCUGGCGCUGACUGUAACCAUGGCAACGCCAAGUUUCGUUACCAGAAGCAGGGAGGGUUUAUGGUGACGGAUGAUCCGUGUGUGGAGCUGCGGCUGGCUGAACCAGCGCUGCUGAAGAAGCUGACGUGUACGCCCGUGUACGACCUCACAGCAGGGGAGAAGCUGAAGAUCCUACAGGCCCUGCUGGGGAAACUGCUGACUUUAGCAUCUAGCAGGGAUCUGAUUGAAGACUGUGUGGAGGAGCAGAGGACAGCAAGACAGGAACUGAGAGAGGUCCGAGCUGAGCAACACCGCAGAGAGAGGGAGGAGGCUGCACACAGGGUUCGUCUUCGGAGAGAGGAGAAGCUGAGGGACCAAGAACAGAGACUAAAAGAGAAGGAAGACAAACUGAAGGAACAGGAGGCAAAGGACAGACUCCAAACUAAUGGUGAAACUCCUGCAGAACAUCAGAUUGAGGAUGAGGAGGACAAUGAUUCAUCCAACAAGAUGAUGACGAAAGCGAAAGACGAGCAGAAGGAAAAAGAUCAGACAAACUCCGACUCCAAACUUCUGUCAGGCCCUCCUCCCAGCCUGAGUCCAGAGGAGCAAGAGAAAGAACAGGAGAGGGUUCGAGAACUGCAGGAGCGGAUCCAAAAGGCAGCCGCCUGUACCUGCCUGCUGCCUCUAGGCCGAGACCGGAUGUACCGCAGAUACUGGAUCCUCCCCUCUGCCUCUGUGCUGUUUGUGGAAGAUGACUGCUUCGGUCUGACUGAAGACAUGCUGCAGCCGCGCCCGAAGCCUGCUGACAACUCUGCAAGCAAGAUGGAAGAUGAGGAAAUGGUCAAGAAUGAUCCAGGUGGAGAAAGUACUGGCUCAAGCCCAGCUCCCCACCACACCUUCAGUCCACCGGUCAGCCGACCCAACCAGUGGUCCUUCUACAGCUCACUGGAAGAGAUCGAUCAGCUGAUCGAGGCUUUGAACCCGCGAGGUCACAGAGAGAGCAGCCUGAGGGAGGCGCUGCUGCAGGAGAGAGAUAGACUCCAGCAGCUGCUGCACAACUGUGACCACAACAAAUACACACACACAGGUGAUCCCAGGUUUUCUCAGACAAGUCCCGAAUCCAGCGCUGCAGCUGAGACUGUGAUGGAGGUCAGGCUGAGAGACCUGCUGUUGGACAUAGAGGACCGUAUCCACCAGGGAACUCUGGGAACUUUGAAGGUGAUGGACAGACAGGUAUGGCGGUCGGCACUGGAAGCAGGAAACUACGAGCUGCUAGGCUCUGAUGGCAGAGAGAAUUCCAGGAUGAACAGGCAGGUGGAAGCCAUGGAGGUGGACUCUGCCCACCUGAGAGGCAAAGACAGGCUGCAGGAGGUGAAGUCUGAUGGAUUUGGGACCAGCGGUAGUGGGACUCCUCAGGUGGUUAGCAGCUCCAUACGGAUCCUGGCUCAGGCCCUCGGUCACAUUGAGCAAGGCAUUGAGAGACGGUUCCUCAAAGCUCCACUAGGUGAGGAAGACUCAAAAAAAGACCAGAAGAUGAAGAAGAACAAGAAGAAAGAGGAGGACCAGGCUAGUGAUGACGGCGGCAGCGACAGCGGUCGGGUCAUUAAGACGGUGUUGGAGCGAUGGAGGGAGUCUCUGCAGUCCUGCUCCAGCCUCUCUCAGGUGUUUGUCCACCUGUCCAGUCUGGAGCGGAGCAUCCUGUGGUCCCGUUCAAUCCUCAACGCUCGCUGUCGCAUCUGCAGACGCAAAGGAGACGCUGACAACAUGCUGCUGUGUGAUGGCUGUAGUCGAGGACACCACACCCACUGCCUGAGGCCUCGUUUGAAGUCGGUUCCAGAGGGAGACUGGUUCUGUCCGGACUGUCGACCCAAACAAAGAUCCAGCCGUAUUCCGUCCCGACAGCGAUCUUCUAUCAAUGAGGAUGAAGAAGAGGAAGAGGAGGAAGAGGACGAUGAAGAGUCUGAAGAGGAGGAGGAAGAGGAUGAAGAAGAGGUGGAGGAGGUGGUAAUUAGCACCAAAAAGAUCCAGACUCAGCCGCCCAGAGGGAAGAACCAGCAGCCCACUUCCAGGAACAGCACUCCUUCAUCAGGGAAAACCUCUUCAUCCUCCAGAUCCUCGGGGACAAAGUCCGCUCCACCUCCAUCGAAGGCAAACGUGACAACCCAGGGUAAAGGUCUGGCCCGCUCAGGGAGCCGGAGCAGCGCUCGCCUGAGCCACGAGAUCCUGGCACCAAACACCAGAACCUCCCCAGGUCAAAGUGAGAGUCUCAAGAGGACGGCAACAGAUGCUGGAUCACCAAAACCAUCCAGAACCGUCCUCCCAGUCUCCUCGUCCUCCUCCAGUCGGCGUUCCUCUGGGAGGAACCAAGGCGUCCAUGAGCUGUCGGCCUGUGAGCAGCUGACCGUUGAACUGGUCAGACAUGAGGACAGCUGGCCCUUCAUGAAGCUGGUGUCCAGAACUCAGGUUCCUGAUUACUAUGACAUCAUCAAGAAGCCGAUCGCUCUGAGCACCAUCAGAGAGAAGGUGAACAACUAUGAAUAUCAGACGGCAGGAGAGUACAUCUCAGAUGUGGAGCUGAUGUUCUCCAACUGCCUCCAAUAUAACCCUCGUCACACCAACGAGGCCAAGGCAGGACGUCGCCUGCAACAGUUCUUCCACUCUGAACUCAGCAGACUCGGCCUAUCAGACCGAAGCACCACCCCACCUGCCAAACGCUCCAGACAGUGAACCAAACACACCCUAUCAUCUCAUUCCGUCCACUUCGCUGCAGCCUGGUUGCUCCAGAGGUGAAGAAGUUAUUUUACCCUAGGACCGACUCUUUGUGACCUCUGGCCUCCGUAAGGGAGCUGCUGGUGUCAGAAAUGUUUCAGAGUCUAAACUUAGAAAGUUUUGAACCAUAAGCUCCACCCCCUCACCUGUUCACCUGAGCAGAGCUUCACUGUAAAGGAAAUCAGAGUUGCAGCUACUUGGAGUUCAGUCAUGUAGAGAAAUAGGUUUUUCUUGCUGCUGUUCAGGGCAUUUCUCCCCGGUCUGUCCACACAGACGGGGACACGUAGCAGACCUGUUGGACACAUGGACCUUUGGUGCUGUAGAACCAGUAAGAGUCCCGGCUAAUUUCACCUCAUGUUGUCUUUCAUCCAAGCAAAAACCACUGAAGAAUCUUUGCACUGAUGGUGAAAAGACGACUCAGAUGAAGCCGUUGAUGUUUCCUCAGGGACAAAUUUUUAUUUAAAUUUUUUUUUUUAAUCAGUUCAGCUGGUUUUUUACAGAAGUUAGAACCCCCACGAGGCUGCAGGAUCUCCGGGUUUGUCAUCUGGACGACAAAGAGCCAGAAGAGGUUGUGUGUGUAUGAAGCUUUUUUUUCUGUUCGGUUGCUGUCUGAACAAAAAUCUUACACUUGAGUGAAUUCAACCAGAAUCUGUCAACAAGUUCUCUUUUGUAAUACAAAACAAACAUGGCUGCCUCGUCACAUAACCAGGUCUCCUCCUCAGGUGAUGAUAUGACCAGAUCAAGUAAACGCUAAAUCACUUCCUGGUCAGCAAUUUUAUUCUGCUGUUGGUUUUGUUUUUGUGUUUUCUGUUUUGUUUUCUUCCCCCUCCAGGUGAAGUCAUUUAUUAGAUGUUGUGGUUGACCAAUCACUUGCUGUUUGUUCUCAGGUUGAAAAAGAGCCGUUUAAAUAUUCUCUUCCUCAGUGGACAGUCUGAGUUCCUUAAAUCUGACCAUCUGGUGUCUUCCUCAGAAUGAACAAUAUUAAAUGUUCAGAUGUAAAGUUAGUCUGCUCCCCGCCCCAGAAAAAGGUGUUGGAAGUGGAAAUGUUGGAUGUGUUCGGUUCAGAUUUGUGUUGAAACAUUUCAUCAAAUGUUUGACUUUUCUAGACAACUUCAGCUGAAAUGUCUAAGACAGAAAUAAAAAUGUGUGAAAUGACAAAGAAAAUGCAUUCCUCUGCUGGAACUUGUCACACCCACCAGGAGGCAAUGCUUCAUCUCCAGAGGACGUCCAUGUCGAGCUGGAGCUGCUGUAGCCUCUGAUCUGUAGUUUUUGUAUUUUUUGACUACUGCAAUUUUUUGUCUUUAAUUUGUUUUUGGACAGUCUUCAGUCAUUUAACUCUUACGCUGUGUGAGUGUGUGUGUUAGUGGAUGGAUGUCAGCUGGAGACACUACACUGGAGCUGUUACAGCCCACCCUUCCCCCUCUGCUCUGUAUUUAUUUAGUUCAAGUCUCUGCGUUGUCUUUAUUUAUGACCACUAGCUGCCCUCAGCGUCCCAAUGUCCUCUCAUCUGUUUGUUGUUCUGUUAAAAUAAAUUCAAGUUUUAUAAUCA